Tigriopus californicus is the source of this 1750-nucleotide messenger RNA. RefSeq lists its product as uncharacterized. The transcript is spliced from 10 exons. The record is from RefSeq and is a predicted model, not a curated record. The coding region runs from base 376 to 1509 and encodes 377 amino acids. Lineage: Eukaryota; Metazoa; Arthropoda; Copepoda; Harpacticoida; Harpacticidae.
GAGGGCGACUGCCGAACAGUACUUUGGGGAAGGGAACUGGGAGGUUGGAACUUGGAACUUGGAGCUGCAAGGUUCUCAAUGUUUUCGUCAGUCAGUGUCAGGACACCGUUCUCUCAAGGUGCUCUUUCGAAAGAGUGAAAUGACCGGAGAGUGAUGGGAUGGAUUUUGCCUUAGGCGGGUAGAUGCCAAACGUGGUUUAUCGAUCAAUAUAUGUCAAGAGCCAUCUUUAACAAUCGACACUUCACAUUUAUUUCACUUGAGGAUAUUCAAAACAUUGAAGAAAUAUUGAGUGUUUGUUGGACAUUCACUAUCUUCUCUGGUGGCGUCACAUCACCCUAUUUCAAGGCAAUUUGGAGUUGACUGAUUGCCUCAAUCAUGGUUGGACUUUGGCUGACUUCACUUUUUCUUGGUUCUCUUGGCUUAGUGGACGGUGGCUUCAGCCAGGGGUUGCCUCAACAUGCGGAUCCCUCGACUUCACAUCUGUCCCAGCUACCCCGAUCGUCCUCCUCAUCUUCGCCAUGGUUCGUUACCAGGGACUUUUCUGAAGACCCUUGGAUCCUGCAUGACACAUCCUCGCCCGUAUUUCUGAGGCUCUUUGACGAGACCCUUAGCUGGGUCGAGGCCGAGGAGGUUUGUCAAAGACACUUCGGACAUUUGGUCAGAGAUGGAAAUGGAAACGAGGCUUUCGUCCACGAUUUUUUGUCCUCUUUAGACAUUUCCAACGAGAUUUGGAUCGGGCUCUAUCAAAACUCUCCUUUUGAGCGCUUUCAAUGGUCGGACGAUCUGACUUCCUCAUUCUCGGCCCCUCCCCCCAAUUUUGUGGACGAGCGCACGCCCAUCCCGCCCUCUUCGAGCGUGUGGCCGGAUUUCAGCGAGGAGAGUGAUCUCGGGAUGUGCGUGUCUGUGAACCCAUCAUCUGGAUAUCGAUGGAACACUCGAUUCUGCAAUGGCCCAGACAAGGCUGUGUUCGUGUGCCAGGUUCCAGUUCCCAAGUGGAUUGAUGAGAGCGAAUGUCGCUUUAAUAAUAUGCCCUCCACAUUGCAACCCGAAUCGCCAGCCUCAUCCUCAUCAAUGGGAGUUUCGCCUAGCAGGGUUGGCUCCAAUCCUUCCAACUUGUUCCAUCCGGUGUUCCAAGAUAUCUCUUAUUUUCCACAUAACGACUCGGUUCAAGUCAGAUUCCAGUGUCGCUCCAAGAACGCUCGGAUCAAUGGAACAGUUCAACUGAAAACGUGCUCUUUUGAGGGAACAUCCACGCCUUUCAAGAGAAAAAUGGACCAUCUGAGCGUUGUUGGUCCCACGUCUCCGCUCCUUCAUCCUGGUAUUUCAAAAUCGUCUUCUCCGUCCAAAAGCAGCGAGAGAGACGCAUUCACCAGCUCCUUAUGCUCUAGUGAGGAGGCCACCACCCUCAACCAAAUUGACCGAGACCUGGAUCUUGAAUCAAGUCCUUUUCAAGAACAAAUUCGAUCUACGCCCUUUCAAUCCGUCGAUUGCGGCCUGGGUUUCGAUUGACUUCGGCCCUGGAGGAAGGGAUAGAAAUCUUGUUGGUCAAUUGACCCCUCUUCUUCAAAGGCAUCUAGGUGACAUUGCUGCCCAUGAACAUUGAGCAAUGACGAAUGCUUGAGGACAAAAUUAAACUUUCAUUUGGGUGGGCCAACGAUGCUGGACAACAUGUUUGUUAUUUGUUCGAUUAUUGACUCUGUGUAGUGAUCUUGAUUCCAUGAAAAAGAAAUAUAAAAAGUUACAACUUUGA